ACAUUUCCACUCUUUGUAUUUGGUUUCUAAGUUGGAGGCAACAGUGGUUUUCAUUAUGACAUCUAAUCCAACUCAUCCCUCUUAUUUUGCCACUUUAAUUUGCUAGCUUUAUACAUAAUCUAUUGACUUAAUUCAAGCUAAUCUUUUGGUGGGUAGCUUUCACUAGCCAUGAUUAUAGCCCCCCAAAAGCAUUGCAACCCUUCAGGAUUCCUGCAAUUUUCUCAAAAACAAAAACCAAUAUCUAAAAGGAGGUCACUGCCCCUCCUUACUUUUCACCGAAAAGUGCAAGCACACCUGCAUUUUUUCUUGACUUUAGAUUAAGCACAUUAUAAACACUCAUUUAGGUAUAUGUUUUGAAGUCAUCAUCAUCACCCCUUGAUCCAACAUGGGGUUCUAGUGAUUUUCACCUCAGUGCAGUUUUCAUUCCAGAGAGAGCAGGUGGGAGAGGAGGGGUCCUAAAAUUUAAAAAAAAAAAUUCCCAGUUUUGGUUUGCAACUGAAAUGAGAGAGGCUGUUAGUAAAGUUAUAUUCUUGAACGACUGACACUUGUUGGUGGGAGGUGCAGAAGUACUGUCAGUGAGAAUUUUAAGGCCAAGUUUCAAGGUUUGUUUUUGAAGAGAUGGGUGUCGUUACUGUUGGUGAUUUGAAGCCAAGCAUAUCAGGGAAGAGGUCGUUUCGUCCAAGUUCCAGCAUAAGGCAUGCCACUGAAUGGCCAAUAUCUGAUGUUUCUAGUGAUCUUACUGUUGAAGUCGGAGCCUCAAGCUUUGCACUUCAUAAGUUCCCUCUAGUUUCCAGAAGUGGAAAAAUCCGGAGGCUGUUGUUGGAAACAAAAGAUACAAAAAUUUCACGCAUAAAUCUCCCUACUGUUCCUGGUGGACCAGAGGCAUUUGAGCUAGCAGCAAAGUUCUGUUAUGGAGUAAAUGUUGAGAUCACACUCUCAAAUGUUGCUAUGCUACGUUGCACAGCUCAUUUCCUGGAAAUGACAGAGGAGUUGUCGGAGAAAAACAUGGAAAUUCGAACUGAAGCAUAUCUAAAGGAGCUGGUGCUCCCAAAUAUAUCAAACUCAGUAUCUGUUCUACACCGUUGUGAAAGCCUAUUGCCAAUAUCUGAAGAUAUCAACCUGGUUAGCAGGCUUAUCAAUGCAAUUUCCAAUAAUGCAUGCAAAGAGCAGCUCACCUCUGGCUUAUUAAAACUUGACCAUAAUUUCCCUGCAAAAACUAUUCCCAACAUGGAACCAGAUACACCAGCAGACUGGUGGGGGGAAUCACUCACAGUUCUUAAUCUUGAUUUCUUCCGACGGGUUGUGUCUUCUGUAAAAUCUAAGGGUCUAAAACAGGAUCUGAUUAGCAAAAUUCUGAUAAACUAUGCCCAGAAUUCUCUUCAAGGACUUGGAGGCAAGGACUCCCACCUGCUCAGAGGAAGUCUCAUGGAUUCGGAACUGCAGAAGAAGCAAAGAGUCAUUGUUGAAGCACUAGUUAGCUUACUACCAACCCAAUCAAGGAAAAGUUCAGUUCCAAUGGCAUUUCUUUCAAGUUUGUUGAAAACAGCAAUAGCUGCAUCAGCAUCUACUUCUUGCAGAUCGGAUUUGGAGAGGCGGAUUGGUCUGCAACUGGACCAGGCAAUUCUCGAAGACGUCCUACUUCCGGCAAAUUCACAUGGAAACAUCCACAGCACACUUUAUGAUACAGAUUCACUCUUGAGGAUUUUCUCCAUUUUUCUUAACUUGGAUGAGGAUGACGAGGAAGAUAAUCACUUGAGGGAUGAGAGUGAAAUGGCAUAUGACUUUGACAGCCCUGGAUCUCCAAAACAAAGCUCAAUUCUCAAGGUAUCAAAGUUAUUGGACAGUUAUCUUGCAGAAGUUGCAAUUGACUCAAACCUGACGACAUCAAAGUUCAUAGCACUAGCAGAACUGCUUCCAGACCAUGCUCGUAUAGUAAGCGAUGGAUUGUACAGAGCUGUGGACAUAUUUCUCAAAGUUCAUAUAAAUAUUAAGGAUUCUGAGCGCUACCGACUUUGUAAGACAAUUGACUGUCAGAAACUAUCCCAAGAAGCUUGCAGUCAUGCAGCACAAAAUGAAAGGUUGCCUGUGCAGAUGGCCGUCCAAGUCCUAUACUUUGAACAAAUCAGGCUUCGGAAUGCCAUGAAUGGUGGUGGCCAAAACCAAUUCUUCUUUGGCGCAAACAAUGGCCAAUUCCCUCAACGUUCAAGCAGUGGUGCAGGAAGUGGAGCCAUCUCACCAAGGGAUAACUAUGCAUCAGUGAGAAGAGAGAACCGAGAGCUGAAGCUUGAAGUAGCAAGAAUGAGAAUGAGGCUUACCGACUUAGAGAAGGAUCAUGUGUCUAUGAAGCAGGAGCUUGUCAAGACCCAUCCUGCCAAUAGGCUAUUCAAGUCAUUAACCAAAAAACUAAGCAAGCUCAAUUCCUUGUUUCGGAUUAAUGGCAUCAAGCCCAUAGGAGUGACCUCUCCAUGGGGCUUUGGAGGCAGGAAUUCAAAUCAUCAAAAUUGUAUGCAAGAGGGUACCCGAGACGAGGGGGCUAGAUGGGGCUGUGAUGCUAAUAUGAAUGCAGGGAUCUGCAGGUGUUUCUUCAAGACAGAUCAAACUAUAGCCUGUCCUGAGUCCUACCUACCAAAGACAUGAUGAAGGGGUUUAAUGGACACCACUCACUCACUCACAUUCUCUUAGCUUCUUUGUUUAUGAAAACUCCAAAGCAUUGGGCUCUCAAAAUAUUAAUAAUCUUGUCCAAAGAA
Molecule: messenger RNA, 2747 nt
Organism: Juglans regia (Persian walnut)
Lineage: Eukaryota; Viridiplantae; Streptophyta; Magnoliopsida; Fagales; Juglandaceae
Product: BTB/POZ domain-containing protein At1g03010-like
Exons: 6
Coding region: 619-2637 (672 amino acids)
Molecular function (GO): protein binding
Source: RefSeq, a predicted model, not a curated record